This is a messenger RNA of Diprion similis, 1659 nucleotides long. Its product is annotated as MFS-type transporter clz9-like. Gene Ontology annotation, molecular function: DNA binding. Lineage: Eukaryota; Metazoa; Arthropoda; Insecta; Hymenoptera; Diprionidae. The coding region runs from base 1 to 1659 and encodes 552 amino acids. The record is from RefSeq and is a predicted model, not a curated record. Gene Ontology annotation, cellular component: nucleus. The transcript has 6 exons.
AUGGCGGACGCACAGUGCCAAACAAUAAGUGUUAAAGUAAGGGCGCGCUCGUGCUUGAAGAUGGCAAGACAUUACCAAAGAAAAACAGAGACUAAAUAUAAAUUAGUGGACUUGGAAAAAGCCGUUGAGGCUGUCAAAAAUAAAACACUUUCAUUAGGAAAGGCAGCUAUUACUUAUUCUGUACCAAAAAGCACUAUACAUGACUAUCUCAAGAAAAAAACUAUAAAGACUCCAAAAGCUGGAAGAAAGGCUAUAUUUUCUCAAGAACAAGAAGUAGAACUAGAGGACCAUAUUUUAAAAUGCUGGAAGGAAUGGUUUUAUGGGUUCAAGAAAAGGCAUCCUAAUAUUUCACUUCGUAAACCUGAGUCUACUUCUAUUAACAGUAUUACAGCUUUUAACGAAACGGAAGUGAAAAUGUUUUUUAAUAACUUGGAAUCACUGCAAAUAAAAUAUCAGUUUGAUGCUAAUCGCAUAUACAAUGUUGAUGAAACCGGCAUUUCUAAUGUGCAGAGAAAUUCCAGAAUACUAGCUCCAAAAGGCCAGAAGCAAGUCGGUAUGAUAACUAGUGGUGAAAGGGGAACUACAACAACAGUUGUUUGCGCAUUCAGUACCUCAGGGAAUUAUAUUCCUCAGUUUUUCAUUUUUAAGAGGAAAAGAAUGAAUGCUCAAUUGUUGCGUGGAAGCAAUUCUGAUAUGAUAGCAGCAGUUAGCGAUUCGGGUUGGAUAAACGAAAACCUAUUUGUAGAUUGGUUACAUCAUUUUAUCUCGUAUGCAAAACCAUCUGUUGGAAAACCAAUUUUACUUGUUUUGGAUAACCACGAAAGCCACGUUAGCCUUGGUUGCUAUUUGCUUUGUCGCCAGAAUGGAAUAGUACUGUUAUCUCUUCCACCGCAUACAUCACAUCGAAUGCAACCUUUAGAUUUAACAUAUUUUGGACCCCUCAAGACUGCAUAUAACCGCGAAUGUGACUUAUACAUGGCUUCCAACGUAGGCCAAAGAAUUACUCAGUACGAAGUCGUCGAACUUUUCACUAAAGCUUUCAAUCGAAUCAGCAAUAUUGAGAAAGCAGCAAGUGGAUUCCGGUCAGCUGGUAUUUGGCCAUUAGAUACGACAAAAUUUGAUGAACAGUUCUUAGAAGCGACAUUACCUGAUACUCAAUCAAUACCCUUGUCAAAUAUUCAAACACCAGCAACUCAGGCAGCACAAGCAUCAAAGGAGAAAGGACCUAUAACUCCUGAUGCACAGAUGAUAAAGCCAAUCAACCAAACAGCUCAGUUGGACGAAUCAAUUCCACUUCAGGAAAUUGUUAAUGUUCCCCAAAUAUCACAACCCGAAACAAAACAAACUUCUAAAAAGAGGCAUUCCAUAAUAACCAGCACCCCCAUGAAAGAUGGUCAAGAAGAGUAUUACUGUCUGAUUUGUAACGAAAAAUAUGCACAACCAAUCACCGAAGAUUGGAUAAUGUGUUACAAAUGUAGAUUAUGGGCCCAUGAGAAGUGCACGAUUGGGGAAAGGACUUCAAAGGACUUUUUAUGUGAUUUUUGUGCUAAGUGUUCGCAAUUACCCCACUCUCCCCUACAAACGAUGACAUUCGACUUUCGUCCACAUAUCGACGAUGUAUUGCUGAGACAAACUCCCCAUACUCAGACAUGGAUUUAA